CCUGAAGCCUGGACGCUGAGGCUUGGGCUAUGCAUUGCGUCGAGACUUUCGGACGACAGUGCCACGAUGACUGAAGGGAAUGCUCCAAGACACUUCGGCACGGCCAGCAUUACUGUGCACAUCAGAACACUAUUUCAGAUGAAUGAUCAAAUUUUCUGUACCGAACAGCAAAAAUGCGAAGCAGAUUGGAUGUCCGUUCAUACAUUGCAAGACCUGAUGAAGAACAACGGCAGACGUGUAUAAUCGAACGCGACUUCCCUUAACUAUCCCCGAGCGACUCUCAAUCGUACUGUCUCGCCCCCAGAGAGAGAGAGAGAGAGAGAGAGAGAGAGAGAGAGAGAGAGAGGGGUCGUUUCUGAGUGGCUUGUUUUUAUCGUCAAACGAAGAAAAAGGAAGGACGAAGUUGAAAGAACUCCAAUGUGAAGACUUACGUAUUUUCUGACAUCUAAAAGAAAAUACUUGUUGCCCACCAAGGGAGAGAUGAGCUGACAAGAGAAGUCAUAGAUGUGAAAGCAUUUCCGGCAGAACAGGCCUGUUGCUAACCACAACUGCUCUCAGGCCACCACACCCACCCAGCACGCAUGCUCUGUGCUUUUGUUUGCAAGGCGGAUGACCGGCAUGGGUCCUACGACAUGAGAGAUUUGUAGAAUUGGACAUCAAACACACUGCCGAAGGGAGUGGGUGUUUGCAUGUGGCUUUCCUGUUUCGACGACGUCUGCUUCAGUGUCCCGUGCCCUGAUUACUUUGCUGACGUGGCAUUGAUUGAUUGGCAAUCACCGUGGUUCUCUGGAUUUGGACAUCAACACAUUCUACGGAAGGGGUGUGUUUGCAUUUGGCUUUACUUUUUUUCGACGCCUGCUUCAUUAUCCCGUCCUGAUUAAGUUGCUGACGUUGUAUUGAUUGAUUGGUAAUCACCUGACGUGGUAUUGAUUGAUUGGCAAUCACCGUGGUCCUCUGCAAUUGUUGGACAUCAACACACUGCCGAAGGAGGGGGUGUUUGCAUUUGACUUUCCUUUUUCGACGCCUGGUUUCAUCGUGUCCCGCCCUGAUUACUUUUGCUGACGUGGCAUUGAUUGAUUGGUAAUCACCGAGGUAGUGCACGCGUACCGAUCAGAUCGCCUGAGGUGCAUACAAUACCGCUUUGGCUUCUGUGCGACUUGCGCCGACCAAGCGCCGCGAGUGGCCAGCCUGUGAGGCGCAGGUUAGGACAGGAAGACAAGGAGGACGAAGACCAAGAAGAAGGGUUAAAAAGGGGUAGGGACUCUUAAAAAAAAGAAGAAAAAAGGGGUAGGGAGGGAAAGAUGAGGUCAUCAAUUACCUUUCGAGAUAACGAGAGGACGCCGCUGUUCCGACUCAAGCUACCGGUCAAUGUCUUCGGCAUUUCCCUGUUCGCGGGGAUGGCGGCAGGUCCCAACAGCGGCGACCUGGCAUUGCAACUGGGAUCCCGAUCAGAGGUGGGGCCGUCUUGGCGGGUGCGGUUCAGACCGAACGAAGAGGCGCCGCCUAGCUUGAUUGUCAAGGCCGGGGUUGGACCAUGGGGCUCCGUGGUUAACGGGCUGCUGUCAAUGUGCGCGGAGUUUGAUAUAGGAAGAGGAGGUGUGACCAGUUUUAAGAUCAGGGCCAAACCUCGUUUCGGGGACUUCAGCAUCGGCCAUGGGCCGAUACAUUAUCGCCACGUGUCAACGCGGGGGGCCAUCAGCGGGAACGGAUUGUUGAUGUCCUCCUCCUCCUCAGGGCGUAUUCGCGGCGGGAGUCGAUCAUUGACAGUAGGGAGGGAUAUUGGGGGGGCAGAUGACGUGGGGAUGGAGUGCGGCGACAUUCCGCGGGAGUCAGAGAAAGCUGUCGGGUCAGUUCCGGCAUCGCGCGGGACUGUCAGUUUGGGCGGGGGCGCAAGUAAAUUGGGAGGGGAUAACGGCGGAGACGACGAGCGCUUCAGCGCUAGCUUCAGCGCUAGCGGAGACCUUCUUCCGUCAAUGGGGGCCCCGAAAGAAGGGGGGGGGAUCGGCGGCGGCCCUCAACGGUCCUCUGGGAGUCGUAGCGGUGUGCUUUUGCCAAACGGGAUGGGUAGCAGCUACGAUGACGUCAACGAUUACGCGGGGGAAGGGGCCACGACGGCGCCCAUAACUCCGCUGAUUAGGUCGUCCUCCGCCGGCGCUGCGGACGAUGAAGCGCGCGCAGCCUCUGUGUUCGGCGCCGCGGGCGCAGUUUCGAAAGGUAGCGCCCGCCUUCUUGCCAACGGGCCUCUGUUGCGCCGCCACGACGAUGAUCCGCGGAAAAGGGAGGAGGAGCAGGUAAUUGGGGAGCUUGGGCUGUUUGGUGGGGGGGGCAUUGCGAAUCUCAGGAGCCAUCGGGGGUCAAAGGCAGGGUUGACCUCCUCUUCGGCGCCAUUGCAAGGGCAAAAGAGAGAGAGAGAGAAUUGGAACUGGGGAGACUGGUUCGUUAACGUGCAUAGUCAGCUUCCUGUCGGCAAAUGGGCUAUAGCAAAUUUCCGUUGGACUGUACGGCUGUUCCCGCGCGACGAUGGGAAAGAUGAUGAGGACGCGUCGUCUGAUCUCCUUCUUGAUAGGGGACGUAAUUGGUUGCCCGGUCCGCUGGGGAGGCUGAAGCGGAGGCCAUCUCUGUCGUUAGAGAAGGUGAGCUUCGAAAGCUUUUACGAGGACCGUGUACCUGUGGAAGGAGGGGUGUUGUUAGGGCUAGGGGGGGCGGGGAGGGCAUCUGCGCAGGGGGGAGUGGCGGCGGGAGAUUUUGGCGGGAAAGGUCGGCACCAGACGAUGCUCGGGGCGGCUGGUUCACGGAAGGGGGGAAGGUCGGGAUCCACGGUGACCGUGAACAUUCCUCUGGGCCCUGGGCCACCCGGUGAGGGGGAAAUGAUGGAACCAGGAGCGGGAAUGGCUCCCGCUGGGGCACCGCUCGGAGGGCGCGGAGUGUCCCGCGGAGUGCCCACGUGCGGAGAGCAGGUGCAAUACCUCUGGUCGGAGAACGCGAAGCUGCGGAAGGCCAUGGAGGACCUGCGUAGCGAGUUCCACCGCUUGGCCAGCAGUGCUGGGCCUGGAGCUGGCGGAGCGGGGAGUAGGCGGAAGCCGGGGGGGGGGGAAGGAGAGAGAUCAGACGCAUUCGGGAGUGGCGGAGAUGGCGGCGGGUAUGGUGGACAGGCAGGUGGGGGCGCCGGCGGCCAGAAUGGGACAGCGAAUGGGAGAGGAGGAAGGGGAGGAGGAAGAGAUGAUCGGGGAACGAAAGAUGGAAGGAGCGGCGGUGUUAGCGAGAUGGGAAUUCCGCUGCCGUCGGACAUCAGCGAAGAGCUGAAGAGGGCGAUAAUGAAUGCGAAAAAUCAAUGAAGCGUUGAUUGAUUGAUGGAAUGGAUGAGGGGGCAGGAGGAAUCCGAUUCGAAGAUGAGGACGACGAACUGAGUGAGUGAGAUAUGGUGUUGUGGAUGCGAUCGAUCUGACGUUUGUGCUCUGUCACAUAUUAGGAUGCGUAAAUCUGAGAAGCAGAAGCUCACGAUGAUUCAAGACUUGAGAUGAAGAAGCUGGCGUUGGCGCUUUUUCUCCGCCUCUCGUGGACACACAUGCAGUAUCGUGUGCUGCAAUAAACUUUGUAUGAUGCAGAGAAUACAGAGAAUACCUCGUUCUUUGGUGUGUGCCGGUCAACUGCCAGCUCUACUUACUAACGGCUUGUUUCGUUCGUACCUCCUCAAACACACACAAAGCUGAGAGAGAGAGAGAGAGAGAGAGAGAGAGAGAGAGAGAGAGAGAGAGAGAGAGAGAGAGAGAGAAGUUUGUAGAAUUGGAGAACGGAAAGGCCAAGGACAGGAAGCGAGAGCGCGGGUGUCUUGUUUCCGAGCAGGCUAGACUCGAACGAGAGAGAGAGAGAGAGAGAGAGAGAGAGAGAGAGAGAGAGAGAGAGAGAGAGAGAGAGAGAGAGAGAGAUUAGACCCUUCAUUUUCCGGUUAACUGGAAUUGCCCAGAGGUGAGAGGUGCAGUCGAGUUUAUGAUGUUUGUUGGUUCGCCGUUGCCGAGAGAGCUCUCGUACACUGCGCUAGGAAAUCAUCGCUGUAAUGGCAGUCGGCACGCGGGGGAACCUGCCCAGCCAUUGGGGCGGGCUGGCCAUGGUGGCGUAUCGCUUGCCCAGUGAUAUAUGAAUUGUAGCCACCACAGUAUCCUAAUUCGUUGUGCUUUGCCGUGUCCUUGCAGGGGGGUUGUGAGAGCAGCGGCCGAGUAGGCAUUCUCCACUUCUCUGCCUGCAGACAUG
This is a messenger RNA of Chara braunii, 4248 nucleotides long. The record is from the annotation of a GenBank genome assembly. NCBI's taxonomy places the organism in Eukaryota, Viridiplantae, Streptophyta, Charophyceae, Charales, Characeae.